Messenger RNA from Penicillium concentricum, 1956 nucleotides. RefSeq lists its product as uncharacterized. The record is from RefSeq and is a predicted model, not a curated record. Gene Ontology annotation, molecular function: glycosyltransferase activity. The transcript is spliced from 7 exons. The coding region runs from base 1 to 1956 and encodes 651 amino acids. NCBI's taxonomy places the organism in Eukaryota, Fungi, Ascomycota, Eurotiomycetes, Eurotiales, Aspergillaceae.
AUGAGCGGCGAUGCGCGCUCCAUCGAGCGCCGAGCGUCAUCAUAUCAGCAACACCUGCCGCUUCAAUACGAGGAGAAUUCAUGGAACGGCCCCCCUUCUCCGGCAAUAUAUGCUGGCAUUUCAACUGAAAUUGCGAAGGAUGGGACCGUGACACUCGCCAUGGCGUUUCGUGAUGCCACAUAUCUCCUUGAUUUCUUCCAGAAGACUUUUAAGCCCAGCCGUACCAUUCUUUCCGAACUCGGAGACUUUAUGAUUAACUCGUUGCGCAAUUACAGUCAUACUCACACGGUGAAGUUCAUUGGUUUGGCAAUGCCACAUAGAAUCCCUGAUGAAUACCCUACGUUACGUGCUCGUCUAUGGGCUGAGGUUGAUGUGCUCCCCUUGAUCAUAGACGAGGGAAACAGGGAGGCAAGAGAUAAUAAGUUCAUUUUGGGGCAUCCUGAACAGAAAUCCUUUUGGAACAGAACUCUCGAUGAACAGGCAGAGUCGAUGGCCCGCAGAUGUGUCCGCCUAUUUGGGCCUGAGAACAUCCCCCUAUUGCAGGUUGGCUUUCGAGGCUUGGUGGAGGUAGACACUGGCUUCCGAGUUUGUCUGACCACUCUGCGUGAUUUCGAAAAAACAGUGAGCAAAAAGACGUGGGAUGCGAUUGAGUACUACGCCAAAGAUAUUAUACAUCGGAGGGUGAAGAUCGCCUUCUUCAGCGCAACCCCUCAAGGCGGAGGUGUAGCUCUUAUGAGACAUGCGUUGGUCCGAUUCUCUCACGCGCUAGGGACUGAUGUGAAAUGGUAUGUGCCAAAGCCUCGCCCAGGUGUUUUCCGUGUGACCAAAACAAACCACAACAUCCUACAGGGUGUUCAGCACGAAGGAGAACGACUCACCGAGGAGAACUGGGCCCACGUCACCGACUGGAUUCAUGAGAACGCCAAUCGGCCGGUUAUCUUCCGAAGCCACAUUUCAAUCCACACGGACCUGAUCUCCCAGCCAGGUUCUCCACAGGAAGAAGCCUGGAACCGGAUGUGGCAACAGAUCAAAGAUGCCGAUAUUUUCAUCAGUCAUCCAGUGAGGACCUUCGUGCCACAGAAUGUACCUCGACAGACAGUCGGCUAUAUGGCUCCAUCAACAGACUGGCUGGACGGAUUGAAUAAGAAUAUGCGCGAUUGGGAUGUCGCUUUCUACGGGCGUGUGUUCAAUGGUAUAUGUAGAAACUCGGCCAUGACCACCAUCAACUAUCCUGAAGACGAGUAUAUCACUCAAAUUGCGCGGUUUGAUCCAUCUAAGGGAAUUCCGGAAGUCGUGGAAUCAUAUGUCAAGUUCCACGAGCGCUUCACGAUGGCGCUACCCGACAAGAAGCCACCCAAGCUAUUAAUUUGUGGACAUGGUUCCAUUGAUGACCCCGACGGAACCUCAAUCCAUGAUGCCGUGGUGUCCCACGUCCGGGAGAAUCUCCCCCACUUGGCGGACUACAUCUGUGUCGCCCGACUCGGCCCAUCGGACCAGGUGCUGAAUGCACUUCUCUCGAAGGCCAAGGUUGUCUUGCAGCUGUCUACACACGAAGGUUUCGAGGUCAAGGUCUCCGAAGCCAUCCACAAGGGAAAGCCGGUCAUUGCAACUAAGGUUGGUGGUAUCCCGCUGCAGGUGGCGGCAGGGAGGAAUGGCUUUUUGGUGGAAGUUGGCGACACCGAUGCAGUAGCCCAACAUCUUUUUGAUCUGAUAACCAACGAUAAGCUCUACAACGAGAUGCACCAGUUCGCGGUGCAGCAUGUCUGCGAUGAAGUGAGCACGGUCGGCAACAUGCUGAACUGGCUGUACCUGGCAUCGAGGCUCUCAAAAGGUGAGAGGAUCAAACCCAAUGAACAGUGGAUCAACGACAUGGCACGCGCCAGUGCGGGGCAGGAGUACGCCCCUGGCGAGAACAGGUUGAACCGCGCGCUUGACCCCGAGAAGGUGGUUAAAUGA